AAGGAAGCUUUCUGUUAAUGGUAAAUGAAAGUCAAACUCUGAAGCAGUCUUUUUUUCACAAUGGAAUCUAGCAAACACGCAAAAGAUUAUAUGGAGGAAUUUAUUUGCCCAGUUUGCCUUGAAGUUUUGAAUGUUCCAGUGACACUAUUGUGUGGGCACAAUUUCUGCAAGGCUUGUAUUGACAGUGUUUGGAACAGUAAGAAGCAACCUUCCUGUCCAGAGUGCAGAGAGGAAUACGCAACCAGGAAAUAUGCACUGAACAGACUACUAGCAAAUGCAAUUAAAAGGGUUCAAAUACAGUGUCAAAAAGAAGAAGGAUCUAACACAUGUCAGAAAGACCAGCUCUGUACUGAACAUAAAAUAAGGCUUGAGUUGUUCUGUGAAGAGGAUGAAUGUUUGGUUUGCUCACUGUGUGUUCCAGAACAUCCUGGUCACACCUUCUUUACAGUGCAGAAAGCAUUCAACAUAUACAAGGACAACCUGACAACAUCUCUGUCUCACCAGCAGUCAGGUCUAAAGCAUCUUAAAGAAAUAAAGUGCCAGCAGGAAAUGAAGAUAUCAGAAAUCACAGCACAUGCUAGAAGUUUACAGUUGCAUGUAACAUCAGAAUUUGCCAAGCUUCGCGGGUUUCUCCAGGAGAAGGAAGACAAUCUGGUCCAACAGCUGAAGGUGGAAGAAACAAGAAUUCUGAAAGAGAUGGAGGAAAACCUGAGAAAAAUUAAAGAAGAUAUUAAUACUGUUCAAGAAUCAGUCUCUAAUAUUCAGUUACAGUUGCAGCAACAGGACUCACUGACUUUUCUAAAGGAAAUCAAGUCAUUUACACUGAGUCUCUUAAAAGACCAGAAAGAGAGUGAUGUUCCAAAUAUCGUUGCCCAAGAAAUGAGUCUUGGGGUCUACAAAUCCCCCCUGCAGUAUGGAAUAUGGAAGGAAAUGAAGACAAUCCUUAAUCCUGGUUUGGAUAAUCUUGUAUUGGACACUAAAACAGCACACCCUGAUCUCAUUCUAUCUGAUGACCUGACCAGCAUAAAACAUGGUAACAAAAGGCAGGAACUCCCUGAAUACCCGGAGAGGUUUGAUGCAUGGCUGUCUGUGCUAGGAUCAGAGGGAUUCAUGUCAGGUAGGCACUACUGGGAGGUAGAGGUGGGAAACAAGACUUCUUGCUGUGUGGGUAUCACCAGAGAGUCCACCAGCAGGAAAGGAAACUUCAUCAUGAGCCCUGGGAAUGGAUAUUGGACUUUGUGCCUUUCCGAUUAUGAGUAUGUAGUAUGGGAUACAUCACCAAAGAAUCUCAGACUCAGGGAGAAGCCCCAGAGGAUCGGAACAUAUCUGGACUAUGAGGGAGGACAGGUGUCAUUUUAUAAUGCUGACAACAUGUCCCAUCUCUACACUUUCACUGAUACUUUCACUGAGAGACUCUAUCCUUUAUUCAACCCUUGUACUAAUGAUGGGGGUGAAAAUGCAGAACCCUUGAAGCUCUUUCACUUAAAAUUAUAGUUCGACUGAAAACGGUUGGUGUACUGACAUGGAGGAUAAAAUGUUUCUGCUGUAUGAAAAGCAUGUUUGCAAACAACACACAGAAUGAAGCAGUACAAAAAUUAAGCAGAUUUACUGUCUGACAACCUUAAGGUGAAGGGAGAAUAUUAUAGCAAUAACCCACGCAUGGGUGUGGGUAA
Protopterus annectens (West African lungfish) is the source of this 1673-nucleotide messenger RNA. RefSeq names its product zinc-binding protein A33-like. The coding region runs from base 61 to 1494 and encodes 477 amino acids. Gene Ontology annotation, molecular function: zinc ion binding; protein binding. The transcript has 6 exons. Lineage: Eukaryota; Metazoa; Chordata; Ceratodontiformes; Protopteridae. The record is from RefSeq and is a predicted model, not a curated record.